Heterocephalus glaber (naked mole-rat) is the source of this 1005-nucleotide messenger RNA. It is a transcript of the gene Tspyl6, whose product is annotated as TSPY like 6. The record is from RefSeq and is a predicted model, not a curated record. Lineage: Eukaryota; Metazoa; Chordata; Mammalia; Rodentia; Bathyergidae. Gene Ontology annotation, cellular component: nucleus. Gene Ontology annotation, biological process: nucleosome assembly.
AUGGACACGACACAAAAGAAGUUGUCCAAACAACUAGAAAACAUGAAAAGUUUUCAACUCGUUAGACACCAGUCAUAUAGUGGGGCAGGCACAGAGUGCCUGGAAGUAGCCUCUGCUUCAGUGGCAACAGACAGUAGCCUCAAAAAUGGUAUCAGGUUGGAGAGCUUUGGUCCAGGUGGGCAGAAGGCCCUAGAAACCUUUGGCACAUAGAAGUUGGCCUCUGAGGGCAUAGCUAGGGCAAAGGUCAAGGACGAGAAGACUGAAAAGUGCACCAUCUUCUCAGAAGCAGUGAAUGAGGACAAGAUGGCUGAGAAGCCAAUUGAUGAAGAAAUGAAAGUGGUAGAAGAAAACAAAGGGAUGGGUCCUAGGCCCCUCACUGUGGAUCUCCAUAUGGCCCCUGCCGAGGCUAUCCAGCUGGAACUGGACACCUUGAAUGCUCGGGCUAUGCAGGCCUUCCUCUUGUGGAGGGCCAAGUUUUGGCAGUAGUAUCUGAAACAGAGGAACCACAUCAUUUAGAACAUCCCUGACUUAUGGGUCACUGCUCUUUGAAAUUACCUGCAACUGUCUGCAGAGAAUAGAGACCAAGGUGUGACAAUGUUAAAAUACUUAACCAAUCUGGAGGUGAAGGAAUUUAGAUACCCUAGGACAAGUUGCAAGUUCAAGUUCUUCUUUCAGAGAAACUCCUUCCUAAGAAACAAGCUGAUUAUCAAGGAGUAUGGGGUCAAAUCCUCCAGCCAAGUGGAAUCUCUUUCACACUGAUUAUAUGACACUUGGGGCCAUGAACCUCAGUCCUUCAUUCAAAAGAACCAAGAUGUUAUCUGCAGCUUCUUUGCCUGGUUUUCAGACCACAGCCAUCCAGGGUGUGACAUUGCUGACAUUAUCAAAGAAGACCUUUGGCCAAAUCCACUACAAUACUACCUGUUGCAUGAAGGGGCCCAUAGAGCCAGAUAUCACCAGAUAAGAGCUACUAGAGAUCCUCAGACCCUUUGGGUCCAGUAUGAUUAA